Molecule: messenger RNA, 2137 nt
Organism: Xiphophorus hellerii (green swordtail)
Lineage: Eukaryota; Metazoa; Chordata; Actinopteri; Cyprinodontiformes; Poeciliidae
Gene: pip4p2
Product: phosphatidylinositol-4,5-bisphosphate 4-phosphatase 2
Exons: 8
Coding region: 155-1003 (282 amino acids)
Biological process (GO): phosphatidylinositol dephosphorylation
Cellular component (GO): late endosome membrane; plasma membrane; lysosomal membrane
Molecular function (GO): phosphatidylinositol-4,5-bisphosphate 4-phosphatase activity
Source: RefSeq, a predicted model, not a curated record
CAGCCGGCUGACGUCACCACGGCUGCAGGACCGGAGCAACUCGGCACCAAGAGCCACAGCAGCUGGGCUGCAAUCCCCGCCACCUCCUGUCCGUGCCGUGGGAAGACUCGUUGCAGCAGCCAGGAGCUUCCCGUCAUUCGUCACGGCGACAGACAUGGCCUCCGACGGCAUGGACGAGCGCUCUCCGCUGCUGUCGGCCCCCAACUCCGAGAACGUGACCCCCACGGCUCCCCCGUACCUGCAGGAUUCAAGUCCCCGAGCCGAACUACCUCCUCCUUACACAGCCAUCGCCAGCCCCGACGCUGGCGGCGUGCCCGUCAUCAACUGCCGCGUCUGCCAGUCCAUCAUCAACCUGGACGGGAAGCUGCACCAGCACGUCGUGAAGUGCACGGUCUGCAACGAAGCAACGCCCAUCAAGAACCCCCCUACAGGGAAGAAGUAUGUGAGGUGUCCCUGCAACUGCCUGCUUAUCUGUAAAGACACAUCCAGGAGGAUAGGAUGUCCUCGACCAAACUGCAGACGCAUCAUCAACCUGAGCCCGGUGAUGGUGAUCCCCGAAGAGCAGCCCGCCCAGCCGGCGCUGCCCAUCCAACCCGAGGGGAUGAGAGUGGUGUGUGGUCACUGUGGAAACACCUUCCUGGGCAGCGAGGACGCCAGGUCAUCUCAGCCGAUGUCUGGUCUCCCCAGCGACGGCUCUCCUCCAGCACAGGAAGAGUGGAUGGAGCUUCGAUUUAACACGCUAGCCAAGUGUCCGCACUGCAAAAAAAUCUCGUCUGUUGGCAGUGCUCUCCCUAGGAGGCGCUGUUGUGCUUAUAUAACUAUAGGAAUGAUCUGCAUUUUCAUUGGAGUGGGUUUAACAGUCGGUACUCGGGACUUUGCCAGACGUUACAACGCCACCUAUGUGUCCUGGGCGUUCGCUUACCUGCUGGGUCUCAUAUGUCUGAUACGAGCCUGCUACUGGGGGGCCAUCAAAGUCAGCUACCCAGAAAACAGCUUCGCCUAGACCUGGACCAGCUCAGCGAAGCCAGGCGUGGACGAAAGUGCAAAUUCCUCUUUUAUUUUAUUAUUUCUUUCUCUCCAUAUUCUUCAGAUUAUAGAGCAGCCAGGUGGUUGAGUGCAGAAGCAAAGUGUGGAGGAGUGUUUGGAGAAACAUAUUCGGGGGAUAUGUCUCAUCGUUUAUGGUUGGAAGGGUUUUGAUCCUGCUGUCUGACCAAAGCUGGUCCGUGUUCAAACCCUGACCAAGACCUGCGGAUAACCAAGAGUGAGAAAACUUUAAAUCUGGAUUUUACCAGAUGUUUGAAAGAAUAUUUGGUUCAAAACUCUGGUUAAAUUGAACAGUUUUGGACCUUUCUUUGUCAGCAACAAGCAGUCCCUGUCUUCAUUUUUAUAGCCAGAUCCAAAUGAGACAACGCCCUCCCAUUUGCACUUCAUAUUUUAUGCAAAUAAAAUUGUUUUGCUGCUAGUAAAAUCCAGCUACUGAUAGUUGCACACUCAUACUCUGUUGCAACCACUCUGACAUAGUAUUAUGUUAUUUUAAUUCAGAAAAUGAUUGACUUUUAAACAUGAUUGUCAUUAUUUACCCACGCGUGCCAACUUUGCUGCCCAGUUUUAGACUUGAAAAGUUUCAGAUAGAUACGUUUUUAUUAAAAUGUCAUUUUUGUUCUGUGCCUGCAGCUGUUAAAACCAUGUUAAAGCAAUAUCCUCUCCUGGUCAUUUUCUGAAACAGUCUUGUAAUCUGCUCUACUAUUCUCAAAGUAAUCCCAAAAAACAUGCAUGUUGCCUCCUUCCUGUCGCUGAGGUGGCGUCUUGCUCCGUUUCAGAGGUAGAUCAUGGCUGUGAGGUUCCUGGUUUUGCUCCACUGCCUGUGCGUUCGAAUGUAAACCUUCCUUCCUCCACUUAGAUCGCUGCUCUCCGACCUCCUGUGAACUCUGUGCUACGUCCCAUCUCUUUAUCUCCAGCGGAGGGCACAGUUUGAACCUUGUCUUGAAUGUGACGAUGAUGAUGAAGUAGGUAAAAUUUAGAAAAUACCCUGUACAUAGUUUGAUUUCAGUAAAGGUGAGCAAAGUCAGGCGGAAGGAAGAGAUGCUUCAUGAGUCUUUUUAAAAACAAAUAAUUUAUCAAUAAAAUGUUAAAAGUA